UGGCGGAUGUUUCUCGCUGACACGGGUACAACAAUGAAACGCACACACCAAAUAAUUUCCCAACCGGGAGAGUAGGCGCUUUCUCCGUCACCUCAGUGUUGAUUCUGUUGAAGAGUUUUCCCUCUUUCAAAAAAUCAUUUUGUCCUUGGCUGUGCCCUACACUCCCUUGUCUCGCAGAGAAUCACUCUUCCACAAAAUCUCUCGCAAAUGCUGGUACAAAUGGCUCGAUUCCAUUUUCUAUGAAUUGGUUAAAUGCACUGAAGACGUCUUUUAAGAAAGAGUUAAGCAGAGAGUGUGUGUUUGCUCCUUAAAUCACCUCCGCCUUUAUUCCAUCCCUUGGAGGGACUCAAGGCCUCAUCACCUAUCUGAAGCUGGCAAGUGAGUACCAGUGAGCUCCGAGGUGUUUUUUAUGAAUGGCUCCAAAUCCUCGAGUUGUGUCAGCCUUUCGUGCAAUGAAGGAUCUUGGCAUUGCUGAAGAAACUGUGAAGCCAGUUUUAAAAAAUCUUCUAAAAUUGUAUGACAAAAAUUGGGAGCUUAUUGAAGAAGAAAGUUAUAGGGUCCUUGCAGAUGCCAUUUUUGAGUAUGAGGAAACAAAGGCAGCAGCACUGAAGAAUUCUAAGAAAACUGAUCAAGAGGAAAAUUUAGAGGAAGAAGCUCAGAUGCAUGAUGAGCCAGAACGCCCUUUGAAAAGGUUGCGCUUAAGAUACCAAGAUGGUCAGGUUUCAUCCCCCAUUGGUAAUUCUGGCCCCAGCUUGGCUGAAACUUCAUUCAGAAAACCUAAAGCAGAGGAGGCUGAACAGCCUGAUACUAGUUCCCGACAGCAGUUACAGGGCAGGAGAGAAUCACCUGAGCCAAAUGUCAGAAACAUUGGAGUUCAACCACAGCCGGUUUCUCCGCAGCCACACCUUAGAAACAAAGGAAAGCAACCUGUUUCGCCUAAGCUUUUGGCAGUACAGCAGGAUUCUGAUACAUCUCAGCAGUGUGCUGGUGGUGGAACUCAGUCAUGUGCUUCAAAGAGAACUGAACCUGAUUUGCUUUCUUCCCAGACACGUCUCAAAGACAAAGGAAAGGAACCAGUCUCAUCUCAAAUUUCUCCCAGAGAGAAAAGAUUGACAUCUGAGAGAUCACAUCAUGCACUGCAGUUUAAAGAGCCAAAACAUGAGCCUGGCAUUGUUCUUUUGCCCAAACAGAAGAUGCCUGAUAUUUGUGCACUGAUCAAGCCAAAAGAUGAGCCAUUCACCGAUGAAAUGGCACAAUAUGAGGUUCCUAUUGCGGUGAUCCAUCCAGAACCAUUAAGCAAUGGUGCACCCAUUGGAAAUGAUUCUAAUGAAAGAGAAGAUGGUCCAGAACCCCAGGAAACAGAAUGUGUGGAUGGACAAGAUAGAGGUGAUGGUAUUCCAGCUUCAUCCGAUGAGAUGAGAACCAGUAGUAAAAUUGCAGAUGCCUCAGAAGGAUCUCCUACUAACUUAGAGAUUGCUUCUUCAUCCUUGGGAGAGGUAAAAAUUUCUCUAAGUUGCAAUGCCCUUGGAAGGCCUAAAUUUCAUAUGCCCAGUCUUGAUGCAGUUGUAAAAAUGGUAGAGGAUAAAUGUCUCAGACCAUUCAAAGACAUUGAACCAAGCUUUUCUUUGAGGAAACUGAUGAAAGAUGUGUGUGAUUGCUUUUUGGAACUAGUAACUGACUCGAUUGAUGAAUCACAGGAAAGAUCAGUAAACAUAGCACCAAGUGUUGAUUUAUUGAAAAAAUCUGCUGCACGGGACGCUCGUAGUACCAGAUGUGAUAAAGAAAACUUUAGCAUGCCAUUUUGUCCAGUAAAUGGAUCAGUCAAUAUAUCCCCUGCUGUAAUUGCUGUACCUCAAGUUCUAAGACUUGCACCACCUUUGAAUGGGACUGCUGAUGCAAUGCAGCUUGGUAAGAAAAUUACUGACAAUGGUUGUGGUGCAAAGAGUAAGGAAAAGGAACAUACCAACAUCGAAUCUGCAAGUUCACGUACUUUGGUGGUUGUUCAGCACCAUCAGCUAAAUCCUGAUGAUAUAAGGUCUCUUCAUGAUGUCAAUGACAUAACCAAAGGAGAGGAAAGAGUCAAAGUUUCAUGGGUAAAUGAAAUCAACAAUGAGCCUCUGCCUUACUUUCACUAUAUACCCCAGAACUUAGUUUUUCAAAAUGCUUAUUUGAAUAUCUGUCUUGUUCGGAUUGGGGAUGGGGAAUGUUGUUCGACUUGUUUUGGUGAUUGUUUAUCAUCAAAUGCACCUUGUGCAUGUGCCUGUAAAUUUGGGGGUGAAUUUGCAUACACAUUAGGAGGCCUUGUUAAGGAAGAAUUUUUAGAGGAAUCUGUAUCUGUGAACAUCGACCCUCAACAACACUGCCUGUUUUAUUGUAAAGACUGCCCACUAGAAAAAUUCAAAAGUGAUGAUAUUGCAGAACCAUGCAAAGGUCAUCUUAUGAGGAAGUUCAUUAAAGAAUGUUGGAGCAAAUGUGGUUGCCGUAAACAGUGCGGCAAUCGGCUGGUGCAGCGUGGCAUUACUUGCGAUUUGCAGGUGUUUUUUACACCUGAUGGAAAGGGAUGGGGUUUGCGAACACUGGAGGACCUGCCCAAAGGAGCUUUCGUCUGUGAAUAUGUUGGGGAAAUAUUAACCAAUACUGAGUUGCAUGAGAGAAAUAGAAGCAGCAACAAUGAAAAACACAGAUAUGCAGUAGUCCUUGAUGCGGGAUGGCAAUCAGGUGUAAUAAAGGAUGAAGAAGCUCUAUGCUUAGAUGCUGGAGCUUAUGGAAAUGUCGCUAGGUUUAUUAAUCACAGAUGUUUAGAUGCAAAUUUGAUACAGAUCCCUGUUGAAGUGGAGACCCCCGAUCAUCACUACUAUCGUCUUGCCUUCUUCACGGCUAGAAAAGUUAAUGCCUUGGAGGAGCUAACUUGGGACUAUGGUGUUGACUUUGAUGACCAUGACCAUCCUAUCAAGGCAUUUCGCUGCCUAUGCGGUAGUAAGUUUUGUCGGAGCAUGAAUCGUACAAAUAGAUCCAGGUCUACUGCAAUUGUGAAAUAAAUUGUCGAUGGGGGUUGUGAGCUGCAUCUUGUUUUGAUGGUAGGAUCCUUCCCCUCAACGAAACUGAUUUUGGUAAAUGAUUUUGAUGCAAUCAGGUGAUGAGCCUUUGGGGGGUAUGUAUUGAGGAAAAUUCUGGGAUGUUCUUGUAGGGGUUUAAUGUGCUUAUAUGGGCAGGUGUGACCCAUUUGUUUUGACCUCUGAGAUGGGAGGUGUUUAAAUGUUUUAGUGCAGAUUCAUCUGCAGGGUGGUUAUCCUUGUCAACUCUCAGUGGUUGUACUCUUAAUAACUAUUGGUUUUCAAGGUUAUGGUUGCUCCCUUUUUGUUA
Malania oleifera is the source of this 3363-nucleotide messenger RNA. RefSeq names its product probable inactive histone-lysine N-methyltransferase SUVR2. The coding region runs from base 414 to 3038 and encodes 874 amino acids. Gene Ontology annotation, molecular function: protein binding; histone methyltransferase activity; zinc ion binding. Gene Ontology annotation, cellular component: nucleus. The transcript has 13 exons. The record is from RefSeq and is a predicted model, not a curated record. NCBI's taxonomy places the organism in Eukaryota, Viridiplantae, Streptophyta, Magnoliopsida, Santalales, Ximeniaceae.